This is a messenger RNA of Scatophagus argus, 3014 nucleotides long. Its product is annotated as trace amine-associated receptor 13c-like. Gene Ontology annotation, biological process: G protein-coupled receptor signaling pathway. The transcript has 2 exons. Gene Ontology annotation, molecular function: trace-amine receptor activity. The coding region runs from base 324 to 1313 and encodes 329 amino acids. Gene Ontology annotation, cellular component: membrane. The record is from RefSeq and is a predicted model, not a curated record. NCBI's taxonomy places the organism in Eukaryota, Metazoa, Chordata, Actinopteri, Scatophagidae.
UCUGUUUUACUGAUUUAUUUUGUAUUGUGUUAUUUUAUGUUGUGUUUAUUUUAUUAUUAUCUUGUUUUCUGUCACCAUAAUUUGGAAUGCAGUGUUGCAACUGACACCCAAGAUUUCAACACGUCACAUGACCGCUCUAAGCAACAUACAAUGCAGCAUGGGACCACUUUUUUUUUCUUACUUCCUCUUCUUCUUUUUUUUUUUGCUUUCCAAAGAUUCAUAUUUUAGUGCGCCCAAUGCUGUUCAAAGGUACAGGGAUUCAGAGUACUAAUAUAUGAUCUGAACUUUACAAACUCAGCAGCCUCUUCUCUCUCUCUCUGAUAAUGAAUGCGAUGGAGGAGUCGGAACUCUGCUUUCCUCAUCUUAACACCUCAUGUAGGAGGAUAAUACGUCCUCACUUGGAAGCCACACUCAUUUUCAGCCUGCUGUCCUGCAUCACUGUGAUCACUGUGGUUCUGAACCUGUUGGUCAUCAUCACCAUCUACCACUUCAGGCAGCUUCACACCACCACCAACCUCCUCCUCCUCUCUCUGGCUGUUGCAGACUUCCUUGUAGGUUUCCUGCAGAUGCCAGUUGAAAUCCUCCUCUUCCAAGACUGUUGGAUGCUGGGCAACUUUCUUUGUGCUGUAAAUGUCUUCUUAGGUUGCCUUAUUAUCAGUGUUUCAGUGGGAAAUAUGGUUCUUAUAUCAGUUGAUCGCUACAUAGCUAUUUGUGAGCCCAUGUUUUAUUCCACCAAAGUCACUCUGAAAAAAAUUCAAAUCUGCAUUUGUCUAUGUUGGAUCUUUUCUGCUGUCCACAGCAGCUGGAUACUUAGGGAUGUUCUGAAACAACCAGGCAGGUAUAAUUCCUGUGAUGGAGAGUGUGUAGUUGUAAUUAAUUAUGUUGAAGGAGCUUUUGACUUUGUUGUGACCUUUUUUGGCCCCAUAACUGUCAUCAUAGUUCUAUAUAUGAAAGUAUUUGUGGUGGCUGUGUCUCAGGCUCGUGCCAUGCGCUCCCACAAUGCAGUUGUUACACUGCAGCUUUCAAAGACAGUAACUGCUAAGAAAUCUGAAAUGAAAGCAGCCAGGACUCUUGGUGUUGUUGUAGUUGUGUUUGUUCUGUGUUCAUGUCCAUAUUAUUGUUUCACUGUUGCAGCUGAGAACAACUUGGUAUCCGGGUCAUCUGCAGUCAGUGAGAUUUGGCUUUUAUAUUUUAACUCCUGUCUAAACCCUAUGAUCUAUGCCUUUUUCUACCCCUGGUUCAGAGAAUCUGUCAAACGCAUUAUUACACUUCAGACACUGAAGCCUGGCUCACGGGAUGGAAACAUACUCUAGAGAAAGACAUUGAUGAAGUGAUGGAAAAGUAUGUGAAGGGGAAAUUGUUUUUCAUUUUCAUUUACACAUCAUAAAGUCAGGAUAAUUAAAAAAGAUAUGGAGAAAUGAAUGUGUGUUCAGUCAGUAUACCAUUAUAUAUAAAUUUAUUCUCUGUUUCUUUUCAUUGCACAUUUAUUCUCUGCUUCAGUCAUCCUAUGAGAAUGACUAAAACCAGAAAAUCUUUUCUUAACAAACUCUUAUUGUUACUGUUAUUGAUGAAAAGCAUGGUGGAUUUUCAUGGACACAAAGAGAUGACAAAUGCACAAUUACAGAAAUACAGUCAUCACGACCAUAAAAGGACAAAUGGUUUCAAUAAUGUUAUGUUUGGGACAGGACCAGAAUCUGUUACCUGGGUUUUUCCUAGUGAAUUAAAUUUGUCUUCAUUUUAAACUUCACCUGCAGAGAGGAUCACAUCCAGAAACUUUCAAUUAUUAUAUUUAUUAUAAUUAUGCAUUUUUCAGAGAAUACAGUCCCUCAUGAAAUAAGUUCAGUGAUUUGAAGACAAGUAGCCCAAGCUGUUAUAAGCCAGUUUAACUAAAAGAGCUGAGCUCUCAUAUUUGACGCUUUCAAAAUUGUAAGUGCUGUAAAACUGCUUUUUAGGCAUACCUAAAUCUGCAUGUAUAUCAUCUGUUGAAACUUUGAAAGCAACUAAUCACAUCAAUUGAUUCUGUGAUUUUAAACCCUUGUGGUUAUCUAAUAAGAAGAAAAUUAGUAAAAUUAUCUACAUUAAUGAUGUGGCAUUUGUAACACAGAAACUAGUUAAGACAAUAAAAAAUGGCACUUCCGAGCAGCUUGACCAGUAAGUCAUAUGAUAGCACUGCAGCUAUUGUUGGAAAGUAAAUCCCUCACAUGCAGCAUUCCAGAGAAACUGAAUUAUAUUGUACAAGACAGUGUUUAGAGAGUCUGAUUUUUCUCAUCGGUGCAGUAUAACACUUGGUGGUGAAACUGAAUCACAUACACCAUUCUGCUGGAAACACACAGCUUCAGCGAGACAGAUAACAUUACAUUUAAUACCACAUUUAUUUUUCACUUCCCCAAGCUGACACUACAUGAUGCACUCUAAAGUAUACAGUUCGGAGCUGCGAGCCAAGCUACUGGUAACGUCAGCUUAGCUUGUUUCUCUGGGAACAAGACUUAGAUAUCCAACAACUAAAAUCUUUCAUCUGGUGAAAGAUAUACCGUUUGCUAAAACAACCAAGAAAAAAAUAUAAUAUGAUUCAUGUUAUUUACUUCAGUGCUGUUAAUAUUGUGACUGGAAUUAUUUUCAUGUUUGGCCAUCCUACCUGCAGUUCGGGCUUAUGCCAAACUUUGAGUAUGCUACACUUCCCAAUUCCUAUAAAUCUCCAAAGUAUAACUAUUCUUAGUUUGAAAAUCUACUGUAAUAAUGAGAGCUUGAAGCAGGAAAAAACUUUCCCUUGUACCUGGAAUCCUGGGGAGAAAUGUGAGAUUUUGUGGGGUAAAAACAAAGCUUAUUCAACCCUAAAGAGAGACAGACUGUGCUGUCAAAUGCCACAAUUAAGUGAACUAGGAUUUAGCCUUAACAAUAUUAACUACAGGGCGGCACGGUGGUGCAGUGCUUAGCACUGUCAUCUCAUUACAAGAGGGUUCCAGGUUCAAAUUCCUGUCUGGGCCCUUCUGUGUGGAGUUUGCAUGUUCUCCCUG